GUGGAGAGCCAAUUGAUCCUCAGACCGCGGCGAAGGCAAGGACCAUACUCCAUCAUUGCAGAGGUCAGAGAUCAUUGAGUUUGGUCUUGUACCUAGAGUAGAAGAGCGGAGGUUUAAGAACAAGUUUAAUCUCCCAAAGGGGCUCCAAUUGUCCGUCCAGAAGCGAGUGUUUCUGCCAUUCCCCACCUCCACAUUGAUCCAUCUAAAUUGCUCUUGCAUUUGCGCAGGAUGUUUUUGACGAACCAAGACACCCAGAUUGAACCUGUCCGGAAGAAGAGAAGCCAGACGAGCUUGAUAGAGCAUGCUUUGUUCCAAUAAUGUAAGUCCCUGAUACCCAAUCAUCCUUCUUCCUUUGGCAGAACAACAGUUUCCCAAGAUACUCUAGCUGUGUACUGACCUUCUGUCGAUCCUUUCCAUAGAUAUGCUCCGCAGAUAGAAUUAAUGAUUUUUAUGCACUGCUUAGGGAUAGUAAACGUAUAGCACCAAAGGAUGACAAUUUGAAACGCUUAAUUUCUACAACAACAAAGGAUGACAAUUUGAAACGUAGAGCACAAAAAAAACAAACUUCUCUUCCUACAGAGACUGCUUCUCUUAUCGAAGAAUCAAGCGGUCCAACUGCUUCCAAGCUUUCUACUACCAGCAGCAAUGCUGGAUCUGCAACAAUCCAGAACAGAUCUGAGAUUACUGAAACUAACACUGUUCACGUGAACAGUUCAGUAGAUACUUUCCAAGGGUUUACCAUUCUCCCACCCAAAAAAUCCACUCCACCACUUCCAAACUACUCCCUUGCAAGUCAAACAACUAAACCCUUACCCUCUCCUACCCCACCAAAAGCUUCCCGAAAAACUAUUAUCCCUCUCCUUCCUCGUUCUAACGUACCCCCUCCUGAAACAGCCUUAGACCCAAACAAAUCACCUCCUCCCCUCCCAACUAAAACCCCAGAAGCCCCUACUAAAACAUGGGGCAAGAGAGCGAGCUACAUUGCUGACAAGUCUUUGAAACGAGUAGCUCCAAAAUAUUACUCGGAAGCAGGCAUUCCUCAAGUGACAGUGCCUGAUGAAGUCUUCCAAAGAGGUGCAGAGAUGCACAAAGAGUUCAUUGUUGGGUCGUUCUUGGCAAAAAUGCUAUCAUACCAAGCGAUUCAAAGUGUCCUCAACUUCCUUUGGGGGAAAGGGCAUAAACUCGACAUUAGAACCAACCUGCAAGAAAGAACAAUUCUUGUGUGAAUCCCAAAUGAUUUCAUCAGGAACAAAGUGUUGGAAAAAGGCUUUGGUAUGUAGGAAUAGCAAUGUUCCAAGUCUCACCGUGGACAUCAUCCAAAGAAGCAGCUCCCAUUGACUUCUCCUCUAUUCCUCUUAGAAUCCUGGAAGGAUUAAGCUUCGCUGCAGGGUUGAUUGGAGAACCAAAGGAGACGGAUGAAUUCACAAGAAACAUUACUGAUGUCAAUCUCGCACAUGUGAAGGUUGAAGCAGACUUAAUUUCACCCCUUCCUGACCUGAUUGAACUCAAGAGAACGAGUGGAGAAAUUUUUCAAGUCUCUGUUCAUAUCCUUGGAUCCCCUCCAACCUGCUCUCAUUGUAGCCAACUUGGUCACAAUCAGAAGGAUUGCCUCACUUCCCCACAAGAAAACAUCCCACCUAAAUCCCAGCCUAAAACACAAACUGCGCCUUCGUCAUCAACUGAACCUACCCAUGAGACCCCUCCUGUGAUCCCUUCUCCGCAGGAGCAAAACACUCCAGUGAUCCCUGAAUCAAAUUUUGAAACUGACUUAAUGGAGAUUCUCUCUCCUGUCCAAACCGCUCUUCUCCAUGCAACCAUAGAACCCCGUCAUACUAUCACCCUUGCCUCACCCUCUCCUUCACCCGACUUUGAUGAGCCCCAUACCAUUGUAUUCACCUCCCAGCCUGCUGAAGCUCCUGUUGUUGUAGCUCUCUCAGCCCAAACCCCUAGAAGAGCUACUCCUUUCAAACAUAAAGUCACCCACAAAAAACUUUUUGCCUCCCAAUUCCAAAAAAUAUCCACCAAUAACCCUUUUGCCAUCCUUGACCCAGCCCUUUUUAAUUCUACAAACAAACAUCACCUUUCCUUAGACCCGAUCCAACCUCCUAUACCUGCUGAUCCUGUUGGUUCUCUUCUACCUCAAGAAGAGAAUCCGAGCAAUCAUCUAUGAGUAACAAAGCCUUUGAUGACAAUUUGAAACACUUAAUUUCCACAAAUACAUAAGAUGACUGAUCAUCUCCAACUAACAUAUUCACACUUGACCUGAACUUAGAAAACAGAGAUUUGAGAAGUUUUCCUCCGGGUUCUUAGACAUUAAAGCUCAAAUAUAUGUGUAUGAAUAGAUAGUCAAUUUUUUGAAUUUAGUAUUUGACUUAAUUGUUUCUUCAUAACAGGACCAUGGAUAUAUUACGGCUUUACAACUUUUUUAUUAA
Messenger RNA from Brassica oleracea var. oleracea, 2432 nucleotides. RefSeq names its product verprolin-like. The coding region runs from base 1289 to 2170 and encodes 293 amino acids. The record is from RefSeq and is a predicted model, not a curated record. The transcript is spliced from 2 exons. NCBI's taxonomy places the organism in Eukaryota, Viridiplantae, Streptophyta, Magnoliopsida, Brassicales, Brassicaceae.